Messenger RNA from Salmo salar (Atlantic salmon), 4030 nucleotides. Its product is annotated as signal peptide peptidase-like 2B. Gene Ontology annotation, cellular component: cytoplasmic side of endoplasmic reticulum membrane; lysosomal membrane; Golgi-associated vesicle membrane. Gene Ontology annotation, biological process: membrane protein proteolysis. Gene Ontology annotation, molecular function: aspartic endopeptidase activity, intramembrane cleaving. Lineage: Eukaryota; Metazoa; Chordata; Actinopteri; Salmoniformes; Salmonidae. The record is from RefSeq and is a predicted model, not a curated record.
GCUGUGGUAACUAGUCACGACUGGACCGGAGUAGUGCGGGUAAUGGGGAGAUAACAAUAAGCUAAGCAACAUGAAGGCUUCGCUAAACCUGGUUUGGGCAGUUAUUCUCAUAAAACAGGUUGUCGGGGAAUAUGGCAUGGCCAAUUUCAGAAACAAAGGCCAGAGCAAAGGAAAAGAUUACUGCAUCUUCUUCAACUCCCAGUGGGCUCGUCUACCUCAGCACCUCAACAAAGCAUCCCGUCUCCAGGUCUAUGACCUGACACCGUCAGUCCUGUGUUCCUCGUCGGAAGUCCCGGAGGGGGGCUUCCCCAAUCGUAUCCCCAUGGUAAUGAGGGGGAACUGCACUUUCUACGAGAAGGUCCGCCUGGCCCAGCUCAACGGAGCUAAAGGGCUGCUCAUCAUCAGCAAAGACAGACUGACCCCACCGGCAGGAAACAAGACUCAGUAUGAGAAGAUUGACAUCCCUGUGGCGCUGCUCAGCUACAUUGACAUGCUGGACAUCAGGAAGACGUUUGGACAGGGCCGAGAGGUGGCCAUGUACGCCCCGAGCGAGCCUGUCCUGGACUACAACAUGGUCAUCAUCUUCCUCAUGGCUGUGGGGACAGUGGCCAUCGGAGGAUACUGGGCCGGCAGCAAGGACAUCAAGAAGCGCUACAUGAAGCACAAGCGUGACGACAGCGCGGAGAAGCAGGAAGAGGAGACAGUGGACGUGACGCCCAUCAUGAUCUCUGUGUUUGUGGUCAUGUGCUGCUCGAUGCUGGUGCUGCUCUACUUCUUUUACGACCACCUGGUGUAUAUCAUCAUUGGGAUAUUCUGCCUGGCCUCGUCUGUUGGCCUCUACAGCUGUCUCUGGCCCUUUGUGAGGAGACUCCCCUUUGGCAAGUGCAGGAUCCCAGAGAACAACCUUCCCUACUGCCACAAGAGGCCUCAGGUCCGCAUGCUGCUGCUGUCAGCCUUCUGCAUCGGAGUCAGUGUUAUCUGGGGCGUGUUCCGCAACGAAGACCAGUGGGCGUGGGUGUUACAGGAUGCCCUGGGCAUAGCCUUCUGUCUCUACAUGCUCAAGACUAUCAGACUGCCCACAUUUAAGGCCUGCACAAUGCUGUUGGUGACCCUAUUUGUCUACGAUAUUUUCUUUGUAUUUAUUACACCUCUCUUUACCAAGAGUGGUGAGAGUAUAAUGGUGGAGGUUGCGGCUGGUCCCUCUGACUCCUCCACACAUGAAAAGCUUCCUAUGGUGCUUAAAGUGCCCCGCCUCAACUCCUCCCCCCUGGCUCUUUGUGACAGGCCCUUCUCUCUGCUGGGAUUUGGAGACAUCUUAGUACCAGGUCUGCUGGUAGCCUACUGUCACAGGUUUGACAUCCUCAUGCAGUCCUCACGGUUCUAUUUCCUGGCCUGCACUAUCGGUUAUGGUAUUGGGCUGCUCAUCACCUUUGUAGCUCUGGCCCUGAUGCAGAUGGGUCAGCCAGCCCUGUUGUACCUGGUGCCUUGCACCCUCCUCUCCAGCCUCGCGGUGGCGCUGUGGCGCAAAGAGCUGCCCUUAUUCUGGACAGGAAGUGGAUUUGUGGUACCCCGCCACACUCCCCCUUCUCUCCCGAGCUUUCGAUCGCCUCCAGCACACAUGGACUGUUGGGCCUCCCAUAGUUCUGCAACCAAUCAACUGUACGCAAACCCCAGGACCACCCAUAGAGGAGCCCCUCACCAAUCCUGAACUACAAGGUCCUGAAGCAGAGUGAGGACCCUCUUCCUCCCCCACUUCAGGACACACCCCCUUCAGAUGCCAGCAAAUCAGAAUAAAGGAUUUCUAGGAUGCCAAUUUCUUAUUCAUUUAGUUUCUAUAGUUUUUUUAGUUUUUUUUACAAAGGUUCUCAAUGGAACUUUAUACAUUUGUAACGGACAGAAAUUCUGAACAUUUCAGUGCACUUGGUGUGUAAAGAGGAAGGGAGGAUGGAUGAAAGGGAAGAAUGGAUGAGCGGGACGGAAAGAGGGAACCCAACCUACAGUGGCUGUUCUUCAUAGCCUUGGGGCGGCAGGAUCAGCCAUGGGAGUCCUGGUAAAUGAGCCAGACCUAACCCAGGCUAAAAAACACUAAGCCAGGCUGAGGCAGGGAAAGAGCACAAUAUUGCUUCGACCUACGCUGACCUAGUCCCUCGUUACCAUUGUCGUAGAAAUUCUAACGAAAAGGAAGAGACCUGAUUCUUCAAACAACUUAAUUAUAAGAUUUGCAAAAACGGAGCGGUUAAGUCACUCAAUUGUGCAGAUUUUGGAGCCCAACGAACAGUUGGGUCUCAGCUUUUAUAUGAAAGUACAACCUCUUGGUAUAUGUGGCAGUUAGUAGAUGUAUUUACAGGGGCGGGGAACAGUGUGUAAAAGGCAAUUAGUUUGUCUGUGCAGAUUAAGAUAGACGGUUAAGCCCUCGUGAUAACGGCAUUUGCCACAGCUCACACUAUAUGUGCUCAUUUCUGAAAGUUUCCACACAGCUGAGUUCUGGCAGAUAGAUAAAAUGUGAUGUCGCAUGCUGCGUUUGCACCCAAACGGCUCUUAGCUGUCGACAAGAUUGUAUCAGGGAAAAAAACACUAGCAUAUAACAAUAGACAAUUCUCUAAGUAAAAAGUAUGUCUAAUUUUCUCACCACACCAUACACUAUGCCAAAGUCUUGUUCCCUUCUCAGCUAUUCCAAUCAGACAUGAGGUAGGUUGGAAAUAAAGGUUUACACUAACCAACAUCCCUGGCCCUUCCCACAUGAGUUAGACCCCCGUGACUGAAAUUGAGUCACACCACUAUAGAUGGCCUACUCUGCCCUGUUCAACCCCAUAUGAUGUGGUAGCCGAUUAUGUUCAUGCAUCUCCCAUGUAGUCAGCUUGAAUCGCAUCCAAUACACAUGACCUGCCCUGCUCAACUCCCUACCCUCGACACCAUCCUGUUCAGUUUGUCUCCCCCACCAAUUCUAUGCAGAAAAGCAUUCAACAAUUUUUACAUUUUACUCUUUAUUUAACCAGGUGAGUCCCAUUGAAUCUCUUUUUUUUAAUGGAGGCCUGGCAGCCAUUAUAAUCUACACUACUAGAAGGUCAAUAUGGGCAUUCUAAAUUACACCCUGUUCCCUAAAUAGGGCCCUGGUCAAAAGCCAUGAAGAACGAAAGAGCCACACUACGGCCUGUCCUCUAUACAUCAAAGAUGACUGAAGUAUCAGACAUACCCUUUUUCAUGUGGUGCUAUCAUGGAUUCUCAACCAGCCAAAGGUAUAGGAUAAUAAUGAUUUUUGAUUUAGGGCAUAAAGGGACACUUUCCUAGUGUACUAAAAAGCAAGCUUUGUGGAGAAUCUUCAUGUAAAGUGUUUAUAAAUCCAGAAUAACACUUAAUCUGUGUCUGGGAAAUCUUCCCAAAAUAUAUAUAUAUAUUUUUUAUCUUACCUUUGCUUGCUAUAGGUUUGGUUUGAUCCAGGCUGUCUUUUAUAUACAUUUAAGGUUGCAACAAUUAAUGUUGUCCCCACUCUUUUUCCAGUAGAUGUUGUGGUUCCACUUUAUAUUAGGUGUAAACCCAUGUACUGUAUGUGUUUAAUUACAUUGUAGGCAGCUAGGAAAACAUUCUUACAUAGUACUUACAACUUAAAUUGUUUACCUAAUUCAUUACACGAACUACUUACCAGUACGUAACUACCAUAUAAACACAUGGGUUAUAAGGAGACUUAGGGCUCGAUUCAAUUCAUAUCACAAGUUCAGCGCUAUAGCACAAUUGAAAUUGAAAGGCAACAUUCUCGCUGCAUUCAUGGUAAACGCUGUAUAUAAUGGCUCAAUCUGAAAUUACCUUUAUUUCAAGUGCGCAAUAGUGCUGAACUUCAGCAAUACGGAUUGAAUCAAACCCCCUAGAUUGAUCGAUUUGGUUAUAAUAUUCAAUAUUGUCUUAAAUGGGUUUUGGCCUUACUUGUAUCCAUGGUUACAAUUUGAAUGUCUCUGUGCAUAUUGCUUUAUGAAGACAGAGUACUGUGUUCAUGCUGUGUUAGUUUGUUUCUUAAUUAAACUACGAUAAGUGAUCA